AUGUCAGGGCUUUUGAAGUUUCUCGGAACUUUAGCCCUCAUGAUGUCCUCGCUAAAGGGAUCCUCCCCACCUAAAGGUGGUUCUUCGUGUUCAUCGCGGGAGUUGCGACUUUUGAGGGAGGAUUCCAACUCUACCACUGUCGCUAUUGCUGUCUUCACUCAGCACUGCCACCACCACUUCUACUGCCGCCACACCACACUUUCCGGUCCUCUGCGUUGUUGCGUUUUGUCUCUGCUCCUGCGAACUACUCAGAGAAAGACAUCAAAACUACUGCUUUUGAUAAUUCUCAAUGACACAGUGGAUCCUUUUAUGGUGUUGAUAACUCUAGUUAUAAUAGAACUUACUAUCAGGAGUCGAUAUAUGCUCAAGCACCGCAUGGAAUUUCUGGUGUUCAAUAUUUUGAAAACUAUCAACAGCAAUUUGAUCCUAGAUAUGGAAGAGGAUAUGGUGUUCUUACACCACACCAGCAAUCUCAACAGCCUAAUUUUAUUUGUCCCACCACAGACUGCUCAGAUUGUGAGGGAGACCAAAUGUUAUUGA
Messenger RNA from Arachis stenosperma, 540 nucleotides. RefSeq lists its product as uncharacterized. NCBI's taxonomy places the organism in Eukaryota, Viridiplantae, Streptophyta, Magnoliopsida, Fabales, Fabaceae. The record is from RefSeq and is a predicted model, not a curated record. The transcript has 5 exons. The coding region runs from base 1 to 540 and encodes 179 amino acids.